Molecule: messenger RNA, 1944 nt
Organism: Chelonus insularis
Lineage: Eukaryota; Metazoa; Arthropoda; Insecta; Hymenoptera; Braconidae
Gene: TfIIFalpha
Product: transcription factor IIFalpha
Exons: 5
Coding region: 295-1890 (531 amino acids)
Biological process (GO): transcription initiation at RNA polymerase II promoter; positive regulation of transcription elongation by RNA polymerase II
Cellular component (GO): nucleus; transcription factor TFIIF complex
Molecular function (GO): DNA binding; TFIIF-class transcription factor complex binding; RNA polymerase II general transcription initiation factor activity
Source: RefSeq, a predicted model, not a curated record
AUUACUUUUGAUACGCUUUUAUCAAAUCAAAGUCUUUGCAUGUUCACCUUUAGACUUCGCUACCAUUUCUCUUGCGCAGCAAUCUUGACUGUUCACGCGCCACAGUUUUGGUUUAGUUUCGUUUCGGUUGUUUUUGUAACCAAUUCGUUAAUAAAUAUUGCACGAUAUCUUAACUAAUUUAGUAUUAUAAUUAUAAUGGCGUGGGUUUUAGAUUGAUUUCUGUUUAAAAUUUUACGUCAGAAAAAUAAAAAUAAUUAGAAAAUUGUACUUUAUUCUUUAAAGAAAGUUUUAAUAAUGAGUCCACCAGAAAAUAAGCCUCAAGGCACAGUCCAAGAAUACAGUAUUCGUGUUCCUAAAAAUUCGAAGAAAAGACAUAAUGUUAUGCGAUUUAAUGCAACUUUACAAGUUGAUUUCGCAAAAUGGACCCAAGUUAAAAUGGAGCGUGAAAAUAAUGCUAGAGAUUUUAGAGGAAUGGAUGAAGAAAUGCCCAAAUUUGGAGCUGGAUCAGAGUUUGGUCGAGAUGCUCGAGAAGAGGCAAGAAGGAAGAAGUAUGGAAUAACAAGUCGAAAGUAUAAACCAGACGAUCAACCAUGGAUAUUGAAAGCUGGUGGAAGGAAUGGAAAAAAAUUUAAAGGAAUCAGAGAAGGAGGAGUUGGUGCAAAUGCAUCAUACUAUGUGUUUACUCAUGCUACUGAUGGAGCUAUUGAUGCAUUUCCACUCCACGAAUGGUAUAAUUUUCAACCUAUUCAAAGAUAUAAACCAUUAAGUGCUGAAGAAGCUGAGCAAGAAUUCAGUCGUCGAAAUAGAGUUAUGAAUUAUUUUUCUCUGAUGGUAAGAAAACGUUUGAAAAAUGAUGAAGAAGGUGGUGAAGAUGAAGCUGAGUUGAGUGAAGGUGCUAAAGGAAAGAAAUCUACAAAAGACAAGGAUUUCAAAAUAUCAGAAAUGGAUGAAUGGAUGGAUAGCGCAGAUGAUGAUAAUGAUUCUGAAUCUGGUAGCGAUAAAGAGAAAAAGAAGAGUAAAGAAAACUCUGAUGAUGAGGCAGAUUCAGCUAAAAACAAAAAGAAAGGCGAAGCAGGAAAAAAGAAAAAGAAGCGUGCAUCUGAUGAUGAAGCUUUCGAAGAAAGUGAUGAUGGUGAUGAGGAAGGUAGAGAAUGUGAAUAUAUAUCAGACUCGUCAGAAUCAGAGUCUGAAUUUGAUCAAUACAAACAAGUGAAAUCAGUAGCAGAAGAAGAUGGUUUGAGAAAGUUAUUAACUUCUGACGAAGAAGAUGAAGACGAACAAAAUGAAAAGAAAGAAGGUGAAGAUGAUGAUGAUGACGAUGAUGAAAAUAAAGAUAAAGAUGACAAAGAGAAAGGAGGCAAGGAUCAAGAUAAAAAGAAAGAUAAAAAGAAAAAGAAAAAACAACCAAAGAAAAAAGAAGUCAAAAAGUCUAAUGGCAAAGAAUCAUCUAGUGAUUUAUCAAGUGAUUCAGAUUCUGACUCUGAUGCACCAAAGGAUAAAGAUACUAAAGAAAUGAAAAAAUCUAAUAGUGCACACAAUUCAAGAUCACCAACUCCAAAUACCGGAGAGUCUGCAAAGAGAAAACAAACUAGUUCACCAGAUAUUUCACAAGCAAAGAAACUUAAACUGGACAACUUUAAUUUAGCACCAUCUACCUCUUAUAUACCAGGAUCUAGUGAAUCGGGCAUAACUGAAGAAGCAGUUCGGCGAUAUUUGAUGCGCAAACCAAUGACAACCACCGAGUUAUUGCAGAAAUUCAAAUCUAAAAAGACUGGCCUCACUUCUGAGCAAUUAGUGAAUGUGAUGACUCAAAUUCUCAAAAAAAUUAAUCCUACUAAACAAACAAUUAAAAAUAAAAUGUAUCUUUCUAUUAAAGCUCAACCUCAUUAAUGAGCCACUAUAUUCAUAAUCAUGUUAAAAGUUAAGCUGAUACUAAUUGUAUUA